Messenger RNA from Aethina tumida (small hive beetle), 3371 nucleotides. RefSeq lists its product as uncharacterized. NCBI's taxonomy places the organism in Eukaryota, Metazoa, Arthropoda, Insecta, Coleoptera, Nitidulidae. The transcript has a single exon. Bases 107 to 844 code for a protein of 245 amino acids. The record is from RefSeq and is a predicted model, not a curated record.
CGACGGCCCGACGGCCUCACGCAUGUUGGCCUGGCCGGCGACUCGGGCCCGACCGACUACGCCGGGUGACGUAGUCGAGCCACAGACGUUCUACUAGACAGUCACAAUGUCGGGAGCAUCGAUUUCCUACCCCCACCACCAGCACGGAGGGUACUCGGCAACAGCAGACGGCCGAUCGAGUCAGUCGAGGGCCGAUCUUCGGUCAGUAAAGAGCGCCAUGGCUACGUGCUAUCCCGCGUACGAACUGACACCUCCACAGAGGACAGUGCCCGUGCAAAAGGACUAUUCGAGACCGCUCCACGUGGACUGCAGCGUGGAAUACGAACUGCCCAACACGGCCAAGCCGCCGCAGGGCGUCCGCAACGAGCCGCUGCUCAUGAUCCAUCCGUGCUACUUCAGGAAGAUCGAGAGCCAGCGGCGAAGUCCCUUCAUCAACAAUCUUCCUAACAGACCGGCGGCCGCCGUCAAGCGGAGGAUGCCCCGCGGCCAGCAGGUGCCCCAACAAGUGCCACAGCAGGCCGCCCAGUAUCCCGUUCAGUAUUCGGCCGCGACCGACCGACAGCUCUGGGAACCCAUGCCUCCCCUAGUGCCAAUAUCAGCUGCUCAGCCUUACUGCAAGCGCGAACCGCUUGUGUCCGCGUGCGGCACCUACAGCUCAUCGGGCAGCGAUUCCGGCCACUGGACCGACCCGGACCGGUCGCCGGACCGUCCGGAGGACAAGCACAUCCUGUCCGGAAAGUAUCGCCAGUAUCUGAGGGCGCACAGAUUGCAUCCGUACAUGAGUUCGGCGAUACCGCUGGCCUCCACAUUCCCUCAGAUCCAGCAGGUGUGCUACAACGUGUGAUCGCUGUGAUAUGUUUUUGUCGAUUCGCAUUGGUCGAGAGCGGAACCCUUUGCCUCAUCCGCGGUUUCCGUAACCCUUCUUGUGAUAAUAGUGUGUAAUUUUGUGAAGACGACGUCGCUCGCCGGAUUAUACUCCGGGCGCAAGCGUCGGGCUCCGGGCGUGGUAGUGAUCCUGCUGAUACAUCAGCUGUGUCUGUCUGUGCAACUGCGACCUAUCCUCUGUUCCCCUUGGAUUUAUUGUUUUCCACCGCAAUCCGCCGUCGCCGCCGCCGCCGCUCAUCUUCGUCAUGUGCCGCCGCAGCCGCCGUCGCCGCCGCCACACCACUGGAUUAAUACUUGUGAACCACCACCGUCAUCCUCUCUGUGCAGUUUAUUAGUUAUAUGCACCCCGUACAGUGAAUGUCCUCAGAUCUUCGCGACGAUUCGUGACCGUCUCCUCCUCAAAUAAUUCAAAUACGGUACUACUCCUUCUGUCUGUAUUAUCAUACACAUAUUACCUUACCUAUCUAAGUAUAUACAUCGUACGUACUACUUAUAUUACAUAUUCGAAAUCGGCCGGCUAAGUUCAAUUUUGACGAACUCCACGCCGGAAUGAAAAAAAUUGCAAACACCACCCGAAAAAUCACUCUCACUACACAUACAGUUAUCGUAAAAACCCGUUCCUUCGAAUUUAAAUGCCCGUCAAAAUUGAAUUAACCCGGUUUCUGCUUAGAAGCAAUUAAUCAAUCACUUGUACAGCUUAAAAAAAACCGGUUAUCAAAGUGUAAAUGUUUUAACAGCCUCACUGAGUUUGGAUAUAUACGGGUAUCAUUUCCUUCUUCGGUUUACGACUUUUAAAAAGUAAAUAUCGCAUGUUCGCGUAGAGAUAGGAUAAAACUUUUAAAGAGAAAAAAAAAAUCAACAUUUCCCUUUCAACAGCUGUUUCAUGUACGCUAGUAUAACAGAAGCUUUAUAUAUCCUAUGUCUUUCAUUAGUAUUUAGGUUAGGUAUUUGUAUAAUAUACACCAAAAAAUGUUAAACUAAAACUAAUGUGGCAGAAUGAAUAUUUACGGGUCCUUACUCUUAUAUAGCUAGUAAUUAAUAGACAAUACAUGUCGUGACGUAUUUUAUACAAAAAAUUACAAAAAAAAAAUAUCUCGAUGUAAUCUGUAGUUAUGGGGAACUCAGCGUUUUCGUCGUAUUGAUCUAAUUAAUUAAUAUAAUCUGUUUUACUCGUCGCGUCGCAAAGAUCUGAGUUCAUUCAUUAACAUAAAACAAAAUGAUAAGUAGAAAAAAAAACAGGUUUCUUCAGUUGGUACAUUUUUUCCCGAGCUUUUCUAUAUGCGUACAAUUAAUUAUUAUUAUUAAACAGUAAAUUGAUAAACUGACCCUUGUUAACGGAGAUCGUAACUUAAACAAUACGACUCGCACUUUCUCAUAGCUGGUUCCGACACCGCAUUGCCUAGAUGGACGAUAUAUAGAAAACCUCGAGAUUGAUCGCAAGUCAGUUUUUAUUUACUCUGUCCCGUUCUCAUGACUUGGUUUGCCGUCGGUCGAAGCGUUCGUCGCCGUGGAGCUAAGAAUCUGUUUUUUCAUUUCUUUAAUUGUAAUGCAGACGCAGACUUGUUUAUUUAUUUUUAUGUUUAAUGUGAAAGUAAUUUAAUAUUGUGUGUUAUAAAAACGACUGAAAAAUUCUAGUUUGUAUAUGAAAAUGGGAGUGUAGAUAUUUUUUGUUACCUACCGGAAUAUUUUGUACAUUUUAGUUGAAUCUAGAGCAUUCCAAUGUUAACUCAAAGAAUUUUUGAUAGGGAAAAAUUAGUUUCUUUUGGCUCUAUCAAUAGUGGGACGUUCGAAUCGACUGUAGUUUCUUUUGUAUUAACUAGUGAUAAAUAUAAAUUAGUUUUCAGUCCCACUAUUCAUAGUUUUAUCUUCAUUUUGUUUCUGACUUCUGUAUAAAAUUAGUUGACAAUACUACUGUUAAGGUCGCAUUUUGUUGAUGCCAUACAUUAUUUCAAAUACAACAAUAGACAGUGUCAAAUUUAGCAUUUAGUUGAACAACAUUUUCGAAUCAUUUGAAAACUGUAUUCCGUAUUUUUACAGUAUACCAAAUAAUUUUUUAUGUAACUGUGAAAUGAAAACUUCGCGGCUCAAACGGGACUUCAGGGUAAACCUCGGAAAAGAACUGAAAUAUUUUGAAAAAUACUUUUUUAUGUGGUUCUAGAAUUUAUUUUUAUAAAACUCGAACUCGUGUUAUAAUCGUUCCAAUGUAGUUUCGAGGAUAUUUGAGCCGUCAAGUUUUUUUUGGCCAAGCACUAUAGAGAAAGAAAAUAACGAGACCCUUUUCCGAUCUAUGGCUAAUUCUACACCAAAGAAAUAUCUAUCACUGUAUAUAUUAAACUGGAAAAUGAUUGUUUAGGGGAUAUAUCACUCUAACCAAUUGAAAAAUGUGAAUAUGUAUAAAAUAUUGCUAUAUAUAUUGUACAGCUAGUCAUAGUCAAAAUACGCUUAUAAAAUAUGAAUAAAACGUGUUACUGUUUUUAUAGAAUGAA